Molecule: messenger RNA, 210 nt
Organism: Phytophthora sojae
Lineage: Eukaryota; Oomycota; Peronosporomycetes; Peronosporales; Peronosporaceae
Exons: 1
Source: RefSeq, a predicted model, not a curated record
CUUAGCUGUGCUGUCGUUGGUGCCGCGGGCAGCGCAAUCCCUGUGGACAUUGACGAGAACAAGUUGGUGGGCCACUUGAAGAAGGCAAUCAAGGCGGAGAAGCCGAACGACUUCAAGGACGUCGACGCAGACAAGCUGCAGCUCUUCCUGGCGAAGACGGCGGACGGCGCGUGGCUCUCAUCGAAGGACCCUGAUGUCACCUUCUUACGA